Molecule: messenger RNA, 1284 nt
Organism: Cantharellus anzutake
Lineage: Eukaryota; Fungi; Basidiomycota; Agaricomycetes; Cantharellales; Hydnaceae
Exons: 3
Coding region: 138-1052 (304 amino acids)
Molecular function (GO): protein binding
Source: RefSeq, a predicted model, not a curated record
CAGGAAAGCUUUGGAACGCAAGGGAAUUCUGGCCAAGUACCAUUGAUGUAGCAAACAGGGAUGCACAUGAACCCAGGAUUGGACAUGUCAAAUGAGAUGGCCCAACCGCUAAUAUAGAUCCGUGAUAUGCUGAAAGCAUGGAGCCCCUCUUGUUCCUGAACACUACGGAGCAUCCGAAUCUUCCAGAUCCACACCGUCCGUUAUCAUCGUCGAGUCUGCUGGAACGACACACCGAACUCAGCUGUUCCAAGUGCGAAUGUUCGGAACAAGGUCUCGAUCAUCCAAGGGCACCGUUACAUUGUACAUCAUUUGGACUCGGAAUGCAGGGAAGAUGCAUUCGUUCGCGACAAAAGCAGACACUCUCAGAAGCACUUCGUGUCAAUAAACACCAAUAUAUAUGCGGAAGCUACCAAGGUCGAUCAACACUUAUUGCAAUCGGCUCACGCCAGACUCCAGCGACCUCGGCAUCAGCGUCUGUAGCAUAUUGGGCCGGUGUCUCUUGCCACUCAUCCUCGUCUUCGAAAUCGAUGUCCGAAGAGCUGGGUGCUUCACAAUCGGGACACGCUGUGUCAAAAGUCCCUUUGGAUGUCUGGCAUCUAGUUACCGGUUGGCUUCAGCCCUUAGGCAUUCUUAAGCUAUCAAUGACAUCGAAAUGGCUGUAUGACAUACUCAUGAACGAUCGCUACAUAUGGAACCGUGAAGCGCGCCGGCUUAUGACACAGGAAUCCGUAUUGACUGCGCCCAUCCCUCUCGACGAAAUGUCAAUGAAAGAUCUCCGAAAUUUCUCACUCCAUCCAUAUCGCUUUCGUGCUAACUUGUUGCGCGGAACGAUCGAAGUCUCUCGCGAACGCGAAUCCCAAUUGGGCGGCCUUCCCUCACGGUACCUCAGGUGCCUUCCUGGUGGACGGUAUGUCGUUGGUCUAGGGAAGGCUAAAGGCAGCGCGUGCGAGCUGCUUUGCUGGGACCUGAAGGACACCAGCACCGAGAAAGUCUUGGAUCCCGUGGCACGUUUCACGCUGCCUUCAUCAGAUUCCGUUGGGCUCACGAUGUAGUCCGUCUGGAAUGUGUUCAGAAUUCUGAUGGUCCUGGUAUGAGAUUUGUCAAAGUUGGAGGCUUGGCCAUCCCGCAGAUAUUUGGUGAUGAGGAUCAAGGGUACAGAUAUGCAGGUCUAGGGUAUUUUGACGGAACAUAUGUCGUAAUCCCGUAUUGGCCUCGUUUCGUUGUCUGGGACUGGGCGAAUGAUGCUUGGUUCUCACUCGAUCUGGAUGCGGAUGUGUGUCUUAA